Molecule: messenger RNA, 1258 nt
Organism: Platichthys flesus (European flounder)
Lineage: Eukaryota; Metazoa; Chordata; Actinopteri; Pleuronectiformes; Pleuronectidae
Gene: znf830
Product: zinc finger protein 830
Exons: 1
Coding region: 95-1162 (355 amino acids)
Biological process (GO): nuclear DNA replication; mitotic DNA replication checkpoint signaling; mitotic DNA damage checkpoint signaling
Cellular component (GO): nucleus; spliceosomal complex
Molecular function (GO): zinc ion binding; nucleic acid binding
Source: RefSeq, a predicted model, not a curated record
GCCCUGCCGUCAUCUUUAAGCGACGCUGGUAUUUUUCGUGUAGCACUGUUAGCGAGCAGCUAGCUAGCUCACCUGUUUGUUUUCUGGUCUAAAAAUGGCACCAACGAAAAAGGUGAAGAAAGUGGUGAAUCAGGAGGAGCUGCGGCGCUUGAUGCGGCAGAAACAGAGACAGACGACGGAUAAGAACCGCGUCGAGUCUCCGUUCGCUAAGUACAACAGCCUGGAUCAUCUCAGCUGCGUGCUGUGCGGGGUGCAGGUGAAGUCCGAUCUGCUGUGGCCGGCUCAUGUCCUCGGGAAACAGCAUAAAGAGAAGGUGGCUGAGCUGAAGGUGGCGAAGAGUCAACCAAUGCCUCCACCGAGCCAGCCGGUGAAGAGGAAAGCGACGCACAGCGAGGACGGCAAAGGGAAGAAGGCGAAAGCAGCGGCGGCAGCGGGGCAGUCUGAGUCCGGGCUGCCGGGGGAUUUCUUUGAGCGACCCGGAGAGAAAGCAGCUGGUUCUGCUCCUAAGUCUGCAGGUUUGAGUCUCUUGGCUGGAGUCUACGGUGGUGAUGAUGAUGAUGAUGAUGGUGAUGAAGCGGAUGCUGGAGAGGGAAGUCAAGCAGCAACCUCAAAGCCUGCUGCCCCGAAGGCUGAAGGUGAAGCUGCAGGGCUGCCAUCUGACUUCUUUGACAGUUCCAUCCCAUCCACACCCUCCAUCUCCCACUCUGGAUCCAUCCACAAAGCAGAGGUGACGGAGAAGAGCGCAAUCAAGAAGGACUCAAACAAGGAGAUGGCCGAGGCGCUGCCCGAGGGCUUCUUCGACGACCCGGUGCGAGAUGCCAAAGUGCGCAAAGUGGAUGCACCCCAAGAUCAGAUGGACAAGGAGUGGGACGAGUUUCAGAAGGAGAUGAGACAGGUGAACACCAAGUCAGAGGCCAUCGUAGCUGAGGAUGACGAGGAGGGACGCCUCGAGCGUCAGAUCGACGAAAUCGAUGAACAGAUUCAGUGUUACAAGAGGGUCGAGCUGCUGAGGGACAAGCGCGAUGUCGCGAAAAAUCAACCUCUGCCCAGGAGUGAUGAACAAAUGGAGACCGAUGACAUGAGUGUGGAUGAAGAGGACGACGAAGAGGAGCUGCUGGGGCUACUGUCCGGAGACUGGAGGGCUAAGGGGGCACUGGCAUAAAGUUCUGUGAAACAUUUUUCUCUAAAAUGUUUUCAAAGUAUUUGAGGUAUUUUUUUGUACAUGCUCUAAAUCUGUAAAUAAGUUUGUUAAUGGAUA